This is a messenger RNA of Rhodofomes roseus, 3340 nucleotides long. RefSeq lists its product as uncharacterized. NCBI's taxonomy places the organism in Eukaryota, Fungi, Basidiomycota, Agaricomycetes, Polyporales, Fomitopsidaceae. The transcript is spliced from 6 exons. The coding region runs from base 4 to 2853 and encodes 949 amino acids. The record is from RefSeq and is a predicted model, not a curated record.
GUCAUGACGUUGCACGCAUCCUACCGCGCGCUUGGCAUCCCUCCUACGCUGUUGCCAACCGAGUACUUCAGGAUGAUCAGGAUGGUCGCGACUCGGUUCAACGUUACGGGCAACCUUGUCCAGGCUGCGUUCACAGGAUCCGUCCGUCUGCCUUUGGCUGCCAGUGUUCCUUCAGCGAUGCAGAGGCCUCUCCUUGCGUACAAGCAUUCACCUACUGUCGCUGCUACCGGUGUCAAGCGUGUCUUGCCUCUUCCGGAGCCAAACCCAGUUCGCAAAGUCGUCGCCGCACACAGAGCCAAGCGUGUCCUUUCUCCCAUGGAUCCGGCAGGCCUGAAGACGAUCUCUGCCUUCAAGCGCGCCGGCUCCAUUGGACUCUUCUACUCGAUCGCACCGGCGUGGAUCCAGCAGAUCUGCUACGUCCUCUAUUCUUCUCGGAUGCUGCGCGCUCUGCCUCCGUCCGACGGGUUCCGCUGGAUCGCUCUUCAGUGGUUUGAUACAUCAACGAUACCCUUCGGUCUUUGCUCGUCUGGCGUCCACGCGAAGCAGCUCUGUCUUCGCCUAAGUUCGACUGCGAUUGAAGACGCCGACACUCGCUCUGCACUGGUUGCUCACAAGCAUGCAUCUGCCGCUUCCCAGGCGUUGUUGACCUUCCUUCGCCUUGUCCUCGGGUUCGGUGUCAAGGCUGAUGGUGACAUGCCAGUGGUCAGGAAGUCCUUUGUGAUGUAUGGACCCGCCCGACCGCCCGUCGCUACCCCCAAGGUGCCCAUCGUUGCCGAGCGUGUUGGCUCGCAAUCCGCGUACUGGGUAUCUCCAAUGCUGGUGGAGCGACUUCUCGCCGUCUUCGGUGCGCCUCAGAUCCCGCUUACCCUUCCAACGUCGCACGGGUUCUAUUGGAUCGCACUCCGCUACUUUGGUACAUCUGGCACUCGGAUCGACUCUGCGACGUUCAGCACUGGCACUUCAGCCACUGAAGAGCUUCGUCGUCGUCUCCGUUCCGAUGCGAGUGCUCCUGCAGAUGCCUCACCCAUGACUGUGGAAUCGGACUCUGCUCUGGUUGUGGACAGACCGACCUCCGCCGCUUCCCUGCAAUUGGUGGUGUUCUUCCGACUCGUCCUUCUCUCCAGGCUCAGUGACAAUGCCGCCCACAAUGCGACGCCGGCCUCGGAGUCGCCGUCGGUGCCCGAGCCCAUGGACAACAUAAACACCGAUUUCAAGUCGGCAGACGCGGUUCUCAUGCCAGUUGUUACGCCCGACUCUGUCAUCGAGAGUACUCAGGAGCUCGAGCUCGAGGCCUCUGGUCAACCCGUAUACUCGAUCUCUCCAACGAUCUUGGAGCCGCUUCUCGCUGCCUUUGGCACGCCUCAGGUUCCAACUACCCUGCCUAUGCCCGAACUGGACGACGAAUUGUGCAAUCGAGUUGUGUUUGACAACUGCGGUACAUCUGGUACCAGAGUCGAGUUUACACUUCCCUACGGAAUCAGUCCUGCACCUCCUUCCACUGGUGUCUCCGCGAAGCAGCUCCACCUUCGUCUUCGCUCCGAAGCGAUCGCCCGUGCUGCCUCCGUCGUGCAUGCGGAGCCCGGCGUUUCUUCUGCAUCGGUCAUUGCCAUGCCCACCUCUUUCGCUGCCCUGCAAUUAUGGAUGUUCCUCCGCCUUACCUUUGAGUGCCGUAUCGAAGAUCAGGAGCUCAAGCCAGACGCCGCUGUCCAACCCGUGUACUCAAUUUCACCCGGAAUGGUGGAGCGGAUUCUCGCUAUUUUUGCUCCUCCGCAGCUCGUGUCUACAGUCGUGCUCACGUUCGACGAAUACCACCGGAUCGCCUUGUACCACUGCGGUACAACUGGCACGCACGUCGAGUUCACCCUACCCUACGGAAUCAACUCCACGUCUCCUGCCACCGGCGUUCCCGCGAAGCAGCUCCGUUCUCGUCUCCGCUCAAAGGCGACUGCUACCCCUAUCUCUGCCUCCAACGCAGACUCGGAUCGUCGUUCUGCAUUAGCUACGCUCAGACCCACCUCCGCCGCUGGUGUACACUUGUUAGUCUUCUUUCGCAUCGCCGUCUACUCCACCGUUCAGAAGACUGACGACACGACACAGGUUUCCGCGCCACCAUUGGCAUCGACGACUACGAACACAGACCAGCUCCUUACUUGCCCCCCUCCUGUCCCGCCUGCACAAGCGACUCCGGUUGAGUCGCCGCUGUUAUCGGCACCCACGGACAAAGGCAAGGCUCCCGCAUUCGGUAUCGACGACGUCCCUUCAAGUCCUAUUCCCGCGAAUGAAGCCGCGGAGGUCGAAGAGGACACGACUAUCGAGGGAGAACCAGGCAGUGAGAGAAGGCGAAAGAGGCAUCCGCGCGCUCGUGGCGGGAAGAAGAUCCAGGCAGCCAAGGCACGCAAGAUGGCUCGAGAGGCUGAGGAGGCAGGACGACUGGCCGAGGAGGGCACUGAAGUGAAUGAUGCAUCUGUGCUCGACGCUGACGAGAACCCGGCGGCAUCCACUUCGACAGAGGCACAUCGAGACGCUCCACAGGAGAACACGAGCACGGAUACAAACGCAAUCGCCAGCGGGAGUAACACCAACAACGCCAGCAGCUCUAGGAGGCGCCAACCAACUCGUGGUCGUCGCCGAACUCGUACCGCUGACGCAGAAGCCGUGCAGAACGGUUCUGACAGCCAACCUCAAGGAAGGCGGCGGAAGCGUCGUCGCACCGGUGGUGCCGAAGCCGGGGCAAUGCGCAUCGCAAAUUGUCACCUUCGCGAGGCGGUGGGCUCUGACUUCGUCGACAUUCCCCCUCUUCGCCUUGGGGCACCUCGAACGGGCUUGGCGGAUGAGUUCUCCCCUGCCAGCUGAACGUUGAACCAUCGAAGGAGCGGCGGUGAUUGGAGGGCGGUGAUAGGCGUACCGUCUUCCGUGAACCACAUUCGUCCAUAUAUGUGCCCACCGAGCUCUGGAAGACUAGAGCAACUCGAAGAUCACCGCAUCCGAUACCGGCAAUGAUAUGAUUCCCAUCUCAUCUUCCCAUUUUCAUCAUGAUCUCUUCACUACGAUUCCGUUCUGGAUCUGUCUGGAUUGUCGCCACCCCACACACCGACAGCCUAUAGCCAUUCAUACUAGCCAAUUACUUGACACAUUUGCACCAUACACACGGACUAUCACAGACUAGCUGCAUCACACAGAAUACACACGCACGCACAGACCACUUAUAUCGCACAUGGACUACACGGACAGACUACCAUCACACGAGAACUACACACACUACCUAUAUCACAUAGACUACGCACACAAUACUUGUACGAGCAUGGCUUCUUACUCUCAAACAUAUGAAUUUAUCUCUCUA